This is a messenger RNA of Apodemus sylvaticus (European woodmouse), 1665 nucleotides long. RefSeq names its product siah E3 ubiquitin protein ligase 2 (gene Siah2). Gene Ontology annotation, molecular function: zinc ion binding; ubiquitin conjugating enzyme binding; ubiquitin protein ligase activity. Gene Ontology annotation, cellular component: cytoplasm. Gene Ontology annotation, biological process: proteasome-mediated ubiquitin-dependent protein catabolic process; multicellular organism development. Lineage: Eukaryota; Metazoa; Chordata; Mammalia; Rodentia; Muridae. The transcript is spliced from 2 exons. The record is from RefSeq and is a predicted model, not a curated record. Bases 605 to 1588 code for a protein of 327 amino acids.
CCACGCCGGGCCAGCAGUUGCCCUUCCAGCUGGAGUCCGGUGCGCGUCGGCGUAGGUCCCCUGGGAAGGGUCGGAAGACUUCAACUAGAUCCUUUCCCUGGGCUGCCGGCUUCCGCCACCGCAGGGAAGCGACCCCGCUUGGCGGCCACCGACCCAUUCAAGUGCUCCCAGCGGGAAACCGCUCGGGCGCUGCCAGCUGGGCCGGGCGGAGCUGCGCCGGCCGCAGGGUGGCUCUGCCAGUCCCUGAGUGCCGGGUCGGACGCACACGUGUCUCGGCGUCACGUCCGCGCGCGCCCCCGGGGCUUGCGUCAGCUGCCGCUUCUGAAGCGGGUGGGCCAGGGCUCUGCGCACCAGAACGCCGCCGGAGGAGGGCAGCGCACGGCCGCGAGCCCCGAGAGCGACGACCACUCCGGGCGCCGCCGCCGAGAGGAUCGGCACGGUCCGGUCCCCGCCCUCCCGGUGCCGGUCGGGUCCGCGCCGGGUCCCCGGGCUGGGCGCCGUGGCGUUGCCCCGGAGCCCGCCACCCGCGGGGCGCGCACCGCCUUAACCCGGGCGGCCCCGCGGCAGGCAGACGCCCGCAGGUCCAUGGUGGGCUCGGAGCGCGAUGAGCCGCCCGUCCUCCACCGGCCCCAGCGCUAACAAACCCUGCAGCAAGCAGCCGCAGCCGCCGCCGCCUCAGACCCCGCACGCCCCGUCCCCGGCUGCGCCCCCGGCCGCCGCCACCAUCUCGGCUGCGGGCCCCGGCUCGUCCGCGGUGCCCGCCGCGGCAGCGGUGAUCUCAGGCCCCGGCGCCGGCGGCGGGGCCGGCCCGGUAUCCCCGCAGCACCACGAGCUGACCUCGCUCUUCGAGUGCCCGGUCUGCUUUGACUAUGUCCUGCCCCCCAUUCUGCAGUGCCAGGCCGGGCACCUGGUGUGUAACCAAUGCCGCCAGAAGUUGAGCUGCUGCCCGACUUGCAGGGGCGCCCUAACGCCCAGCAUCAGGAACCUGGCUAUGGAGAAGGUCGCCUCGGCAGUUCUGUUUCCCUGUAAGUAUGCUACCACGGGCUGUUCCCUGACUCUCCACCAUACAGAGAAACCAGAGCAUGAAGACAUCUGUGAAUACCGUCCUUAUUCCUGUCCUUGUCCUGGUGCCUCCUGCAAGUGGCAGGGGUCCCUGGAAGCUGUGAUGUCCCAUCUCAUGCAUGCCCACAAGAGCAUCACUACCCUCCAGGGAGAGGACAUAGUCUUUCUAGCUACAGACAUUAACCUGCCAGGGGCUGUGGACUGGGUGAUGAUGCAGUCGUGUUUUGGCCACCACUUCAUGCUGGUCCUUGAAAAGCAGGAGAAGUACGAAGGUCACCAGCAGUUCUUUGCCAUCGUCCUCCUCAUCGGCACCCGAAAGCAAGCUGAGAACUUUGCCUACAGACUGGAGCUGAACGGGAAUCGGAGGAGACUGACCUGGGAGGCCACACCCCGGUCCAUCCAUGAUGGCGUGGCUGCAGCCAUCAUGAACAGCGACUGCCUUGUUUUUGACACAGCCAUAGCACAUCUCUUUGCAGACAAUGGGAACCUUGGAAUCAACGUCACAAUAUCUACGUGCUGUCAGUGAGGCUCCGGGGAUGCUUUCCUAACCCUGGGAAGUUAUUUGGGCAUAGCGCUUAUGUUUAAUAAAGUUUUUUUAAUAGA